AUAACACAAACAGGAGUGUUGUGCGCUGCGAUACACAACCACUGCAACGAGCUAUAUCAAUUCGUGAUGCACACGGUGUGACGCCGUUUCCAGUAGCGUCAUAUAGCCAAAAACUGGAGUGGAAUCGGUCUAUGGUCGUAUCGGUUUAGCAGUUGAAUUUAAGACCUAGUUUUUUUUUAACGCUAGAAUUAGCCUGUUCUACGGGGUCUGCAGAUUUGGGCACUACCAAACCCAACGCAUGCUACUGACCGGCCAUAACUGACAGUAGACCCGUCCUCCAUUAGCGUCGUUAUUUCUGUUAAGAGAUCAUGGGGAAACAGAACAGCAAGCUGACCCCUGAGGUGAUGUCGGACCUGGUGAAAAACACAGAGUUCAAUGAGCAUGAGCUGAAGCAGUGGUACAAGGGCUUCCUGAAGGACUGCCCCAGUGGCAGACUCAACCUGGAUGAGUUCCAGCAGCUCUACGUCAAGUUUUUUCCAUAUGGUGAUGCAUCAAAGUUUGCAGAACACGCCUUCAGAACCUUUGACAAAAACAGUGAUGGCACCAUCGACUUCAGAGAGUUCAUCUGUGCACUUUCCAUCACGUCCCGGGGAAGCUUUGAGCAAAAACUGAACUGGGCCUUCAACAUGUAUGACCUGGAUGGCGAUGGCAAAAUCACACGAGUGGAGAUGCUGGAAAUCAUUGAGGCCAUUUACAAGAUGGUGGGCACAGUCAUUAUGAUGAAGAUGAACGAGGAUGGGCUGACCCCAGAACAACGAGUGGACAGGAUCUUCAGCAAGAUGGACAAGAACAACGAUGACCAGAUCUCACUGGACGAGUUCAAAGAGGCCGCGAGGAGUGACCCAUCCAUUGUAUUACUCCUCCAGUGUGACAUGCAGAAGUGAACAAGCAACCGAUUGUCAGCAAGCUCUAGACUUCACAGGGGUUUAACGUCCCAUUCAGUCUGCAGCUAUUUCCACAGAAAAAAACAAAACAAAAAACUACGAAGACAAUAAUUGCUUGGGACUACCUUUCAAUGGACUUGCUUCCUGUGUUUGAAAGACUUGUAUGCAUGAGAAUGUAAUUUGCUGAAAAAAUUCAAUAUUCUUUAUAUAUGUACUGUAUAUAUCUAUAUGGAAAUGUAUAAUUAAAAAAUUCCUGGAAAAAAUGUGUUGUAUACACUCCAUAGAAUUCCCAGUAGCUUGUGCAUGAGAUAAUUACUUUUUGUUCCAUGUUUUUUGCUCACACUAGCGAUAACUUAUUUAUGUCGCGAAAAAACAAAAAUUCUUGUUGUAGUUUAAACUAUUAACCCAUUCUUCAGAGAUUUGAAUUAUCUGCAAGCUAAACCAGAAUGUGCUUGUUCUGUGGAAUAGAAGUAUAGUUUACGUGCAUGCCUGUAAGUCCAGCCUUAAAAAAAAAAAACGUCCCCUCAUUUUGUGCUAUUCUAAUCCCAUCAGAACAAAGCCUUAUCAAACCUCAACAGUAUUGUAAUGUUAUGGGAUGCAUAUUUGUGGUUCAUUAUUCUACUACAUGUGGUAGCAUGCUUCCUUAUAAAUAGUACUCUAUCUAUGCUACUAAGUCUAUGUUUGAAAUUUUGUGAGCCCAGUGUUAUCUUUGAUCAGGACAGUGUGGCCUAUUUCAGGAUAUUUUAAAUGUGAUUAAGCUCAAUUUGUAGACACCAAAUAACACCCAAAUAUGGCUUUCUAAAUUUCAUUUAUUUUAGAACAAGAUAUGACUUAAUCCCAUAUUUUAAAAAGUCCUGCACAUUCUUCUUUCGAAUAUGCCAUGUAAUUUUCCCUCAAUGUCCAUAAGUUAUAUAUCGGGGUUAGGCACUGUUAAAAUGAUAUUCUCUGUUAAGUCUCCCAGUUUAUGUGGAAAAGGAAAAGGAGGACAGUCAAGCAUUGUGUAAAACAUGAAUUAAUCUCUUGUCAGACUGAAAUCACAGUAAAAGCACAUGUUGUUGAACAAUGUCAGAUUGCAGUAUAUAAAAUACAGCGCCAUCCUGUUUGUAGAAUUAAUAGCAGAUUAAUAUCUUUCCCUAUUAAAUGUUUGUAUUGAAUAUUCAGUGUGUAUUCUAGCGUACCAAAUACAAACAAAUAUAACAAUUUGCAACAUUCUUUAAAAUAUUUAUAGCAUGCAUUGUGCUCCUUGGUGAUCUGGCUGCACUGUUGUUGUUUGACGUAAUAAAACAUCUAUGAGCUGUU
Conger conger (European conger) is the source of this 2183-nucleotide messenger RNA. It is a transcript of the gene vsnl1b, whose product is annotated as visinin-like 1b. The record is from RefSeq and is a predicted model, not a curated record. Lineage: Eukaryota; Metazoa; Chordata; Actinopteri; Anguilliformes; Congridae. Gene Ontology annotation, molecular function: calcium ion binding. The transcript has 4 exons. The coding region runs from base 309 to 884 and encodes 191 amino acids.